Trichoderma breve is the source of this 3924-nucleotide messenger RNA. Its product is annotated as NACHT domain-containing protein. Bases 1 to 3924 code for a protein of 1307 amino acids. NCBI's taxonomy places the organism in Eukaryota, Fungi, Ascomycota, Sordariomycetes, Hypocreales, Hypocreaceae. The transcript has 6 exons. Gene Ontology annotation, molecular function: catalytic activity; protein binding. The record is from RefSeq and is a predicted model, not a curated record. Gene Ontology annotation, biological process: nucleoside metabolic process.
AUGACGGAUAGGAACUUGUACACUGUUGGGUGGAUUUGUGCUAUCCACACAGAACUCGUCGCAGCGUUGGCAUUGUUGGACGAGAGGCAUAACCGCCCGACAGAGUUGGAUCCAAACGACUCCAACAACUAUCAGCUCGGCAAGAUUUCCGGCCAUUACGUCGCAAUUGCUUGUCUACCCGACGGCGAGCAAGGAAUAGCUGCUGCUGCUGGCGCUGCGACUAAUUUAUUACGAAGCUUUCCCAACAUCCGCUUCGGAUUAAUGGUAGGCACUGGAGGAGGUGCUCCAACACGCCAGAACGAUAUUAGACUCGGCGAUGUAGUUGUCAGCACUCCUAAAGACGGCAAAGGAGGAGUCUUUCAAUACGAUUUUGGCAAAACCAUGCAGGACAAAGCUUUUGUCGAAACGGGAUUCUUGGAUCAGCCUCCCAGUUUGCUACGAGCAGCAGUAGCCGGGCUUAAAGCUGACUACGAAAUGGAUGGUCAUACGCUGACUGAAGAAGUCAACAAGGCCCUUCAAAGGAAGCCACGACUCCAAAAGACAUACAGUCGCCCACAGACCGGCGAUAUACUAUACAAAUCUGCCUAUACACACAUAUCUGGACCAUGGGAAGCUUGCGAGGCAUGCGACGAUGAUCCGUCCAACUGUAUACCACGACGUCCGCGAGAUGAGAACGACGACGAUCCAGUCAUUCAUUAUGGAUUAAUUGCCUCCGCCAAUCAACGCAUGGAAAAUGCCAUAAUCCGUGACAAAAUCGCAAUGGACAAGGGUGUCUUAUGCUUUGAAAUGGAGGCAGCGGGACUGAUGAAUCAUUUCCCAUGUCUAAUUAUUCGUGGGAUAUGCGACUAUGCCGACACUCACAAAAAUAAUAAAUGGCGGGGAUACGCAUCCAUGAUGGCGGCGGCGUACGCGCGGGAUCUUAUAAGCCGACUUCUUCCUGAUGAAGUGCAGGAGAGUAAAACAGCAAAUGAGAUUUUACUCAGUUUGACCGACCACAUGAGCGAGCUUACUUUCAACACCGAUAAAAUCGCCCAUAAACUUGACCUUGCGAAGCUGUCAAUUGCCGAGGGUGCAGAGUAUGGUUCAUACGCAGACCAACACGAGGAUGAAUGCCUUCAAGGAACUCGGACCAAGAUUCUCCAUGACAUUGAGGAGUGGGCCACAACAUUAUCGAGCAAAUGCAUAUUCUGGUUAAACGGAAUGGCUGGUACUGGAAAAUCUACCAUAUCCAGGACAAUAGCAAGACACUUUCAAGCAAAACAACUACUGGGCGCCUCAUUCUUCUUUAAAAAGGGUGAAGCGGACCGCGGAAACGCUACACGUUUUUUCUCGACCAUCGCUUCACAGCUCCAAACUAGGAUUCCUGGAAUGGGCGAUCAGUUGAGAAAGGUCAUCGAUUCUGAACCUCAAAUCUCGACUAGAUCACUUAAGGAGCAGUUUGAAAGGCUUAUUGUUGGGCCAAUAUCCUGCUUGAAAGCUGCCAACAGCCAGCCUUCUUUUUUGGUGGUGGUGAUUGAUGCUUUAGAUGAGUGUGAUAAUGACAAAGAUAUUCAAGUCUUACUCCAUCUGAUACCACAGCUACAAGUAAGUAGCUCUAUGCACUUCCGAUUAUUUAUCACCAGCCGGCCCGACCUACCGACUCGACUUGGGUUUAAAGACAUGGGAGAAAGCUAUUAUCAGGACCUCAUUCUUCAUGAGAUUCCUGAAGCCGAUAUUGAACACGACAUUCGUUUUUUCUUAAAUCAUAGGCUUGCUGAAGUUCGCAAAUCCAGGAUGCUACGAGAGGAAUGGCCUGGCGAGAUAAAUAUCAACACUCUUACCACAAUUUCCACUCCCUUGUUUAUCUUUGCGGCGACUAUGUGUCGUGUGUUUGAAGACCAUGACUUGGACCCUCAAGCAUGUCUAGAUGAGUAUCUGGAGUAUAAGGCGGAAGACUCUAAACUAGACGCGAUAUACCUCCCAAUAUUGGAACGAAUAUUUUUGAAUGUCCCGAAUGAUGAAAGCCAGCCAAUAAGACUCUUCCAUCUAUCUUUUCGCGACUUCUUAUUACAUCAUAAAACUCCUGAAAAAACGGCGAUCUGGAUAGAUAAGAAAGCAACAAACCAAAAGUUAGCUAUGCAGUGUCUCGAUAUCAUGUGCAGUUCUUUAAAGAGGAAUAUCUGCAAUCUGCCAAACUACGCUUCGAUUGCAGAGGAGAACCAUGACUAUGAAGUGUCGGAGCUCGUUGAUGACGCUAUGCGAUACAUUCUUAGAAAUGAAAGAAUGAUAACGGAAAAACCUCUUCAGCUUUAUCUUUCGGGAUUACUAUUUGCCCCAGCAGUGUCUGCAGUUAAACGACAAUUCAGCGGAGAACUGCCAGAUUCCAUAUCGAUGACACAGAAUGUCGAUAGUUCCUGGGGUGCAGAAUUAGGAGAACUCCAAGACUCUGAAGAUCCCACUUGCGUGGCGCUUUCCCCAACUGGCGAUUUACUUGCAGCUGGGUUUCCAGAUAUGACCAUACGGGUCUGGACCACUUACGCAGGCCUUUUAUUCAACUGGUGGAGCGUUGGUGAUGCCGUCAUGAUCCAAGCCAUCGCAUUCUCUCCAGACGAGAAAUUGCUCGCAUCUUGCUCUUCUGGUCCAGGAAAACUACAAUUCUGGGAUCCAUCCAAAGGAACCUUGCUGAGCACUUUUGAUGAGGAUGUGGAUGAGGUCAGGUCUUUGGUAUUCACUGAUAGGGAUGAUCGAUUACUAGCAUCCGGUGACGAUGAAGGCACCAUAAUUAUUUGGGAUACAACCACUGGCGUCCAACGGGAACAUAUAAUGAAGCAUAUGGGACCCGUUAUCGAUAUAUCUUUCUCACCAGGAGGGCAACUGCUGGCGUCAAUUCACGAGAAUUUAAUUGGGAAAACGGAUCAAUCUGAAGACGAAAUUGCUGUUUGGGAUCUCAACAGAUACAGUUUGACCCAGAUUUUUAAAGACAAACUUGGGAUGUGUCUUUUAACUCUAUUUUAUGGAGACGAUGAGACCCUGGUAUCUAUCGGCGAAUCUAUUAGGCUAUGGGAUGCUACUGAUGUAUCACCAAAUCAAAGACCACAUGAGAAGCAUGUCAUAUCUGUCGUCUUUUCAUUUGAUGGUCAGCUUCUAGCUACUGUUUGUCAUGCUGGCAGCAUCCUCAUCUGGAAGGUUACCAGCGAAAACAUAAUUCAGAAUCUAGGGGACCGAUAUAACGGUAAUAUUUUGGCCUUCUCACCAUCCAAUACGCUAUUGGCUUUCAGUUCUUCCCCUGGAGUCGUCAACCUAUGGAAUAUCAACACAGAGAUGCAACAAUCUACCAUUGAUGCCUCUGGUGAAAUCUAUUGUGUCGCUUUUUCGCCAGAUGAUCAACUAGUAGCAUGUCUAGUUGGUCAUCAAGACAUCAAGAUUUGGGAUAUCUCUACUCAAACAUUCAAGACUACUAUACACAAUUCAUAUUUUUAUCCACCUAUUAACUCAAUUGGCUUUUCUCCUAACGGCCAAUACCUAGCUUCCUCCACGCUAUUCCCUCAUCAUAACCCACACGAGCGGCUGAUCAAGGGUUUUCGUCUCCCCAACACAGAUACAGCGGAUUUUGACUUCUGGAUUUCUGAUACAAAACUCCACUUCAGCCGUGAUGACAUCAACAGCAUUCAUGACUUUCCUGUCUUCGAACUUUGGACUCCACAAGGAGAUUUAGACCGAGAGAUGGUCUCCAAACGGAAUCAUGAACGGACGACUGACUUGCAGAACCAACUUGUAGUAGAUGGCGAGUGGCUCUGUUACAAGGACGAAAAAGUCCUAUGGCUUCCUGAUAGCCAUCGGGCGAGUUGUUGGGCCUCUAAUAAUACAACCGUUGCCAUUGGACAUUCUUCCGGAGGGGUUACAAUUAUUAAAAUUUCGCCGCAAUUUGGUUGCAGUGAGUCUUAA